AUCAUUGAAUUGGUAAAUCUAGUUCAGUGAUUUAUUGCAGAGUGCUAAGUGCCACUGGUACUGACAUUCAAUCUGUCUUCUCUCAAUAUUCACACGGGCACACAUGUCACAUGCGGCGUACCCACCUUCAUCGCAUAAAGUACGCAUGCUCAUCCAGUGCUAGUCUUGUUUCAUUGGUCACCCUUUGAUUCAGAUGACCACCGUGUCCAACUCUGGCAGCGAGCCCUCAGGAGGCGCUCUUAGGAACGCUAACACCAAGAAUUACAUUGUCGGCCUCGGCCUCCUCUUCGUGGUUGUCCUAUUAUGGACUGCGUCCAGUUUUUUGACGCAAGACAUGUAUGACGACGGGUACCAGAAGCCAUUCCUGAUAACAUACACCAACACCGCGUCAUUUGUCGUUUACUUGCUGCCAUAUAUCACACGAAGAUUAUGGGCUGAUCGAUGGGGUUCACCCAAGUCCGCAAGGUCAACCAUGGCUUAUCAGCCGUUGGAGCAAGAGCUUGAUAUCGAUGCUGAGCCUGCAGUGGAGCUAAUAGCUCCAAUUGAUCAGGUCGAUGGACCACUCACCGUGAAGGAGACCGCAAGGUUGGCACUCGGAUUCUGCUUCCUGUGGUUUAUUGCGAACUGGGCUUUGAAUGCUGCUCUGGCAUACACCAGCGUUGCAAGCUCUACAAUUUUGUCUGGCACGAGUGGUAUAUUCACUCUUGCCGUUGGACGUAUGUUCCGCGUGGAAACCCUAACAUUGGUCAAGAUUGGAGCUGUGCUUACUGCCUUUGUUGGUGUGAUCCUUGUUGCUAUAUCUGACGGGUCUCUCGAUGGCCAGCCAGAUGGAAUAGGGCCAUCAAUAAUUUACAAGGUUGCUGCCUCAUUGCCAGUUUUGGGAGACUUCUUGGCUUUGAUGUCGGCUAUAUUUUAUGCUCUCUAUGUCGUCUUCCUCAAGGUUCAGAUUAGGGAAGAGUCGAGAAUUGACAUGCAACUAUUCUUUGGGUUUGUGGGAUUUUUCAACAUAGUCCUAUCCUGGCCCGUGGGUGUCAUUCUGCAUCUGGUUGGAAUGGAGCGCUUUGAGAUACCUUCUACUCAUAAUGCUGUCGUUAUUAUUUUGUUGAAUAUGCUUAUCACCUUAUCGAGCGACUACCUAUACGUCAUUGCGAUGCUAAAGACCACACCUUUAGUGGUGACAGUCGGUCUCGGUCUCACCAUUCCGGUCGCGGUCAUCGGGGACUCCUUCCUUGGGAAGCCUGCCGCAGCGCGAGUACUGGCAGGCGCCCUGCUGGUUGUCAUAGCCUUCGUUGCAGUCGGCGUCGAGAACGCAAAGCCAAACGAGGGCAGUGACCUCCUUUCUGAGGAUUUCGUGGACGACACUCGUGCCCGGGUUCGGCUUGAGCAGUAAUAUCUUAUUGAGUGCCAAACUGCGGGGCGAGGUUCAUGUAAAGUUCAUUUUUGGUUACUAUCGACUGUACUACUUAGAUUAGAUCCAAACUUAGAGAGCACUAAAUGUAUAAUUUUGGUUUUCGAGACUC
Molecule: messenger RNA, 1520 nt
Organism: Suillus bovinus
Lineage: Eukaryota; Fungi; Basidiomycota; Agaricomycetes; Boletales; Suillaceae
Exons: 8
Coding region: 194-1390 (398 amino acids)
Biological process (GO): regulation of peptide transport
Source: RefSeq, a predicted model, not a curated record